AUGAUUGGAUUACUGAUUUGUUUAAUGUAUUGUGGUUGUGUGCGUGGUGUAGCUGGUUAUACAGGAAACGAUGUGGACGCCUUAAUGACACAGCUGUUUACUACAAAUGGGUACAACAAUAAAGUCAGAUCUUCGAUGGAUUUGCCAAGAGUGGCCAUGUCAUCAGCAAAUAAAAGUAAUAUCAAAACAAUAUCAUCUAUAAGCAAUCCUGAUUCUACAUUACUUUCUGUCAUAGAAUUCGAUGAGCAAGACGAGGUUUUGAAAACUGCAGGAUAUUUGUACAUACAAUGGCAAGACCAGUACCUUUCUUGGAUACCAUCUAGUUACAAUAAUACGGACAAGCUGUUUGUUCCGCAAGAUGAUAUAUGGAAACCGGAUGUGUCCUUACGGAACACCUUCAAAACUUUUACUGGUCUUGGUUCCUCCUAUUUGAACGUCAUAGUUACCCCAGAAGGAUAUGUCACCUGGUACCCGUUUCAGAUAUUGGAAUCAACAUGUGCGGUAGACAUUACCUAUUUUCCAUUUGACAAACAGUUAUGUGACAUAAAAUUUACAGCCUGGAGUUAUCAAAAAACAGAAGUGGACCUAAACGCAGGAUCAAACGGUGUUACCCUAGAUGAGUUUUCUCCAAAUGCACAAUGGAAACUCACUGAUACAAAAUAUGAGGAGAUCAACACUGGCGAAGCGGCUGUAAUUUUUCAAAUAGAGCUUACAAGAAAGUCAAGCUUUUAUGUAAUUAAUGUAAUCAUGCCGGUUAUUUUAUUAUCGGUUCUCAAUAUAUGUACAUUUUUACUUCCGGUAGCAUCUGGAGAGAAAGCUGGUUACUCCAUAACAGUUUUCCUAUCAUUAGCAGUCUUUCUUACAAUAAUUGCGUCCGAACUACCGAAAAACUCAGAUGUGGUCUCUCUGAUGUCAGUUUAUCUUACGUUAAUGGCCUUAUUAAGUACAUUUAUUGUUGUAGUUUGUCUAAUACAGAUCCGCUUGUCCGUCCGAUCAACAUCCGAUACUCCUAUAAAUCGGGUGUUUCUCUUUCUUAUCAAAUUAUCAAUGAUUAUGAGAUGCCAAAAAUGCUCAGAAAAGAUUAGCCCCUCUUCAAAGUCGAUCCCUGUUACAGAAAGAGACACCGAAAAGCAAAACAAAAGCAAUAAUGAAAAGGAAAACGUCAUUGGCAGCGAUGACAGUUACAACUGGACAGAUGUCAUUGAUGCUAUAGAUUAUUUAUUUUUUUGGCUGUCACUACUCUUCACCUUUUUGUGUACAACUAUCAUAUUUGGCAUUUCAGUAAACAAUUAA
Mercenaria mercenaria is the source of this 1293-nucleotide messenger RNA. RefSeq names its product acetylcholine receptor subunit beta-type lev-1-like. The transcript has 5 exons. NCBI's taxonomy places the organism in Eukaryota, Metazoa, Mollusca, Bivalvia, Venerida, Veneridae. Gene Ontology annotation, cellular component: synapse; neuron projection; membrane. Bases 1 to 1293 code for a protein of 430 amino acids. The record is from RefSeq and is a predicted model, not a curated record. Gene Ontology annotation, molecular function: extracellular ligand-gated monoatomic ion channel activity; transmembrane signaling receptor activity; neurotransmitter receptor activity. Gene Ontology annotation, biological process: regulation of membrane potential; nervous system process; signal transduction.